UUUGUGAACCACCAUGUUGUCCACGUUGUCAUUCAUACAUGAGAGGUUGCUAUUUGAACAUGGUGCCCAAUACUGGCGCGCCAUGGGAGCAGGUUAACUUAUAACUUGUCCUCUUGGCUUAGUAAAAGUGUUCAGAGUUACUCAGUGCUCAUUCAGUUUGACUUUGUGUUCUCUAUAAGAGCCUCAGUUUGAGUCCACACACGUGAUUCAGAGGCAUCUCAUGGAGCGACAAGGAGCCCAGGGUUUCUGGACUAACAUGGCGGGACAAAGGCCUGCAACGGAGACCGACAGUGCUAGAAGUCCUACAGCAGUUCUCAGUGGACCACCUGAUGACCCGAUGGUGAUGGUCACGCCUGCUCCGCGCCCUCGCCAGUCAGACAGCUUGCUGGAUGCUGAGAAGACUGGAGCUGCCCUGCUGUUCUCUGGAGCCCUCCUGGCUCUGGUUGGCGUCUUCUUCACCACCAUGGGCUGGCAGCACUACCAAGCCAACUCCAGCUUUGCGGUGACCCAACUGCUGGGCCCAGUCCUGAUCUCAGUUGGAGGGACUUUCAUGCUCACCAGUGUCUGCAAGUUUGGCGUCGCCCACUGCUGGCCCUGCAGAUGGAGGGAUGAAGAGGUGCUUGUGAGGCCUGUGAUCGAGCAGACUUUAAGGGGACAUUCUUGUACGUUACAUGGCAUAAAUCAACCAUCAAUCAUGUUACACAGUGCCACAACAAUGGUAUGUAUUCCACCUCCUUAUAACUUUAUAACCCAGGAAGUACACCAGACCAUUGAGUUCCAACCUGGCAUCCACGCAGCUCUUCCUCCUCAUGACGGUGUUUACUGUGUGGAUAACGCGGCUUUCACAGCAGAAGAAGACAGCUGCAGAGAAACAGACGACAGAAGAAGCAGACUGCCUGAGAUUUCUCAUUUGCCUUCAAUUUCACGCAGGAUUGAGAAGACAGAGGACGAAAGAGGACGUGGGGAGGAGAGCGGCUCUACCUGUUCACGUCCACCUGCGUAUGAAGACAUCUACCCGUCCUUUAACAAACACAGUCCGCCAUAA
This is a messenger RNA of Seriola aureovittata, 1045 nucleotides long. It is a transcript of the gene tmem174, whose product is annotated as transmembrane protein 174. The transcript has 2 exons. The record is from RefSeq and is a predicted model, not a curated record. Lineage: Eukaryota; Metazoa; Chordata; Actinopteri; Carangiformes; Carangidae. The coding region runs from base 221 to 1045 and encodes 274 amino acids.